Messenger RNA from Cyphomyrmex costatus, 1525 nucleotides. It is a transcript of the gene Tcs4, whose product is annotated as Threonyl-carbamoyl synthesis 4. Gene Ontology annotation, cellular component: mitochondrion. The record is from RefSeq and is a predicted model, not a curated record. The transcript is spliced from 5 exons. Bases 288 to 1520 code for a protein of 410 amino acids. Gene Ontology annotation, biological process: tRNA threonylcarbamoyladenosine modification. Lineage: Eukaryota; Metazoa; Arthropoda; Insecta; Hymenoptera; Formicidae.
UUCCCUAUCCGAUUAGCCAAUCAGCACGUUUGAAAAAUCUUGGCAUCCUGCAUCGCUCAUAUGUACAUCUGCGCGUACAAUUGAUCAGUAUUGAGCAUACAUGGCGCGUUUGAAAAAUAUCGGACAACGUAUUUGGCAUCAUAGAAAUCAAAGAAAUAUAAUAUAUUGUAUAAUUAAUAAAUUUGUACAGGCCAAAGUUAUGAGCGAUUUUAAUUCGAUAAGAUGUUGAUCUAAUAAAUUCAUAACCUGUUAGUAUUGGUUAAUUUGUACAUUUAUUUCUAAACGAAAUGGUCAAAUGUGCUUAUUUUUUAUCGCGUAAAACGUCAUUAGUACUUUGCCAGCCCAGAUGUUCAAGAUUAAACAUGAUACGGAAGUUUGUGGAUGACAGACCAGCUAUUAUUCUAGGAAUCGAAACGAGCUGCGACGAUACAGGAUGCGGAAUCGUAGAUACCACAGGAAAGAUAUUAGGCGAGGCGAUAAAUUCGCAACAUCUUACUCAUUUAAAACACGGUGGCAUAAUACCUGCAAUUGCCGGUAAAAUGCAUAGACAACAUAUUACUACAGUUUGUGAAGAUGCACUAAGAUCGGCAAAUUUAAGAUUAAGAAAUAUAGAUGCUAUUGCAACUACUACAAAACCGGGUCUUCCGUUAUCGCUUGCUGUUGGAAAUGAGUUUGGCAAAUAUCUCUGUAGGAUUGGUAACAAACCAUAUAUACCGAUACAUCAUAUGGAAGCUCAUGCAUUAACUGUACGAAUAGAGCAGAAAGUAGACUUUCCUUAUCUUGUUUUACUUGUAUCAGGUGGCCAUAGUUUAUUAGCAAUUGUUGAAAAUGUUGAUAAAUUUUAUACACUGGGUACUACAUUAGAUAAUGCGCCUGGUGAAAUUUUGGACAAGAUUGCUCGUAGGCUUAAACUUGCAAAUAUGCCAGAAUUCUCACAUAUGAACGGUGGUCAGGCGAUAGAAAAUGCAGCAAGUAAAGCGUCAAAUCCAACUAAAUUCUUUUUUGAGCCUGUCUUGACAAAAAAAAGAGAUUGUCAAUUUAGUUUUGCAGGUAUAUCGAACAAAAUUUUUAAAUAUCUCAAUACAGAAACUUUUGAUAUUGACGACGUGUAUAAUUUUUGCGCUGCCGUACAAUUGUCUUUCGCAAAACACAUAUGUCUCAGAACGCAAAGAGCAAUGGAAUUUAUUAACAAUAUGAAUUUGAUAUCGCAAGAGAAGCGAACUUUGGUAGUAUCUGGCGGAGUGGCUUGCAACAAUUUCUUAGCAAAGACUUUAGAAAUUGUUUGCUUAGAAAGAGGCUUUAAAUUCGUUAGAACUCCACCUCGUUUAUGCAAUGAUAAUGGUGUAAUGAUAGCAUGGAACGGAGCAGAAAAGUGGAUGACAAACAUAAACGUUCUCCGAGAUAGAGAAGAAAUCGAAAUGGUAUCCAUCGAGAAAAACGCGUCGUUCGGAGAAAGUUGGAUUGAAAGAGUACAAGAAGCAAACAUAAAAUGUAAAUUAGUGAAAUUAAAUAGACUUUAAACAAA